Myzus persicae (green peach aphid) is the source of this 1398-nucleotide messenger RNA. Its product is annotated as UBX domain-containing protein 1. The transcript is spliced from 8 exons. Lineage: Eukaryota; Metazoa; Arthropoda; Insecta; Hemiptera; Aphididae. Gene Ontology annotation, molecular function: protein binding. The coding region runs from base 187 to 1140 and encodes 317 amino acids. The record is from RefSeq and is a predicted model, not a curated record.
AAUAAUUGAACCCCGAAGUCGACUGAAUCCCGGCUUCAGUGUUCAGUUUAAUAAUUUAUUUUAUUAAUGCCGACACAUGAAAUGUUUUAGAAUCUCGAUUAUCAUUCUGAUUAUAUAAAAGCAGGACGAGUUGUAUUCAGUGUUCUCUAUUUUAUUAUAUUCCUGCCGUUAAUAACUCAUUGAAUCAUGUCUCAGGAAACCGUUCAGAUUCUCAUUGACAUGGGUUUCCCGAAAGAAAAAGCCGAAAAGAGUGUUACAAUGACGGGAAAUCAAGGGGUCGAACAUGCUAUGGAGUGGUUAUUGGCACACAAUGAUAAUGAAAUGGGACCAUCAACUUCUCAAGAAGGUUCUACUUCAAACACUAAGUCAGAUACGAAUUCCUCAUCUUCAACAGUAGCUAAAUCAUACAAAUGCGAAGACUGUAACAAAUUAUUUGCUGAUACUACUGCACUAGAAUAUCAUGCUAUGAAAUCAGGUCAUAGCAAUUUUGCAGAAUCAACAGAAGAAAAGAAACCGUUAACUGAAGAUGAAAAAAAAGAACAAAUGAAAAAACUGGAAGAACGUUUAAAGGAAAAGCGUAAGGAACGCGAAGCUAAAGAAAAAGAAGAAGAAUUAGAAAGAGAAAAAAUUCGAAUUCGCUCUGGAAAAGAGAUGGCUGCUGCUAAGAAAAAGCUUGAAGAUGAAAACAUAAAAAAAAUUAUGGAUGAAAGAAAACGUGAAAAACAAGAAGAAAAAGUUGCUCGUGAUCGAGUAAAAGCUCAAAUAGAAGCAGAUAAAUUAGCUAGGAAAAGAUUGUAUGGUCAAGCUCCAGCAGAAGGACAACCAAAACAAACUUUACCAGUGGCUGUGAGUCCUCAAAAACAAACAAAAGAUUAUACGGAAACAAAAUUACAGAUUCGUCUUACAAAUGGUCAAACGAUUGUCCAAACAUUUAAUGUUAAAGAAAUGAUGGCUGCUGUAAGAGUUUAUAUUGAACUAAAUCGUUCUGAUGGUGAUGCUCCUUUCUGUCUCAUGACUAGCUUUCCACGAAAAGUAUUUACUAGUGAUGAUUAUGAAAAACCACUUGAUCAAUUAGCAAAAGAGGAGUGUUCUCAUUUGAAAAGCAGAAGUUUGUAUCACCACAGGAUACUGCUUAAGUAAAAGAAGAAAUUGAAAGUUUGGUACCAAGUGCUGUUAUAAUAUUGACUAAGCCUCAACAAUGAAAUUAUUCAAAUUAAUAAUUAUUAUUUUUAUAAUAUCUAUCUUCUGAAAUUUUUAUAAUAAAUCAAGUUUUUUUUGUAAGCACAAUGAAACUGAUUGGUUAAUUGUUUACUCUAAUGUAUAAUAUGGAUUAAAAAAUAGUGUUUAAAGUAUAUUACCAUAAAGGUAAAUAAAGAUUUUCAUUUUUAAAGUUUGUUA